Diabrotica balteata is the source of this 594-nucleotide messenger RNA. The record is from the annotation of a GenBank genome assembly. Lineage: Eukaryota; Metazoa; Arthropoda; Insecta; Coleoptera; Chrysomelidae.
AUGAGAAGCACAAUCUAUAUUAGGGCUAGAACAUUAAAUAAAUUAGUAAACCGUUUCGAUGUUACAAAUAAAAUAAAUAUUUUGGGAAAUUACAAUUGCUACAAUGAACCAUUUUAUCAAACUUAUUCGUGUUUAACACCUAGAUCUGUGAUAUUUUACAGACCAGCAAUAUAUCAAUCAUGUAGAUUUCAAAGCACAGAUAUUAAGGAAGCAGCUAAAGAUGACUCUAAAAGGUCUGAAAAAGAGAUACCUGAAAAAAUUGUUGUCAAGGAAACCCUUUCAAGAAAAGAAAAGUUAAAAAAGGCUGUAAAAGAAUAUGGUUCAACUGUUAUUGUAUUUCACAUUGGAAUAUCAUUAAUAUCAUUGGGCACUUCAUAUUUGCUAGUUUCAUCUGGAUUAGAUGUAGCUGCACUUUUUAAAGCUGUUGGACUGGAAGAAUGGAUUAAAAACAGUAAUGUCGCAACUAAUGCCGGGACUUUUGCAGUUGCUUACGCUCUUCAUAAAGUUUUCGCUCCAGUACGAAUUACAAUAACUCUAGCAUCAGUACCGUUGAUUGUCAGAUAUCUUAGGAAAGUAGGGUUUUUAAAGAAAUAA